CUGCCUCUGCUUCUUCUUCCCCGGGUUUAGGGUUUUAGCGGCACGCACGGAGACACGAGAGAGAGAGAGAGAGAGAGAGAGAGAGAGAUGCUGUACAUCGUAGGCCUGGGACUGGGCGACGAGAAGGACAUCACCGUCAAAGGCCUCGAAGCAAUCAGAAGAUGCGACAAGGUCUACAUGGAGGCCUACACUUCCCUCCUCUCCUUCGGUCUCUCCUCCCACGGUCUCUCCAACCUGGAGAAGCUCUACGGGAAACCAGUCACUGUUGCGGACAGAGAGAUGGUGGAGGAAAAGGCUGACGGAAUGUUGGCGGAAGCUCGUUCCAGCGAUGUGGCUUUUCUCGUCGUCGGCGACCCUUUCGGAGCAAUCAAUGGCACGAUAUUCUCGUCUUAUUAUGUGUAUUACUUGAACUACAGAGCUACGACACACACUGAUCUUGUUGUUCGAGCAAAGCGGUUGGGGAUAGAUGUUAAGGUUGUUCACAAUGCUUCGGUGAUGAAUGCUGUGGGAGUAUGUGGUCUGCAACUUUAUCACUAUGGGGAAACAGUUUCCAUACCAUUCUUUACUGAAACAUGGAGACCUGAUAGCUUUUACGAAAAGAUUCAAAAGAAUCGUAUGCUUGGUUUGCAUACACUCUGCCUUUUAGACAUACGUGUGAAGGAGCCAUCUCUGGAAUCUUUGUGCAGAGGAAGAAAGGUAUAUGAGCCACCAAGAUAUAUGACGAUAAAUACAGCAAUUGAACAACUCUUGGAGGUUGAAACUGGGCAAGGGCAAGGUGUUUAUAACGAGGAUACCAAUUGCGUGGGGCUUGCGCGGUUGGGAAGUGAAGAUCAGAUGAUAGUAGCAGGAUCCAUGAGGCAAUUGCGCACGGUUGAUUUUGGAGCACCUCUUCAUUGCCUUGUCAUUGUAGGAAGCACGCACCCUUUGGAAGAAGAAAUGCUGGAGUUUUACAAGCUCGAAGGGAGGACCUCAGAGCCUAAGGAAGACGUGACUGCAGAUUAGCAUCUCCCGUGUCAAUGCGACGCAGUUUUGGAUGUUCUGGUAAUUACGUGCAGAUUAGCGAACUUCUCCCUGGUGGAAACUGGUGCGACCCUGUGUGGACUGUGCCGGAAGCUAUUGAAGCAGUUGGUGCUGCGCCUCUUGUGACUCCCCAAGGUCACUCUGAAGGAACAAGCAAACCUGUUGCA
Messenger RNA from Rhodamnia argentea, 1187 nucleotides. Its product is annotated as probable diphthine methyl ester synthase. The coding region runs from base 88 to 1002 and encodes 304 amino acids. Gene Ontology annotation, molecular function: diphthine synthase activity. NCBI's taxonomy places the organism in Eukaryota, Viridiplantae, Streptophyta, Magnoliopsida, Myrtales, Myrtaceae. Gene Ontology annotation, biological process: protein histidyl modification to diphthamide. The transcript has 6 exons. The record is from RefSeq and is a predicted model, not a curated record.